Molecule: messenger RNA, 2131 nt
Organism: Exaiptasia diaphana
Lineage: Eukaryota; Metazoa; Cnidaria; Anthozoa; Actiniaria; Aiptasiidae
Product: sodium/potassium/calcium exchanger 3
Exons: 7
Coding region: 145-1755 (536 amino acids)
Biological process (GO): calcium ion transmembrane transport; intracellular calcium ion homeostasis
Cellular component (GO): membrane
Molecular function (GO): calcium, potassium:sodium antiporter activity; calcium channel activity
Source: RefSeq, a predicted model, not a curated record
UCACACUYCUUGAAUAAAUUAUGGUCUAAAUUCACCUCUAAGGAUUUGAACUMAACAUUUUAAUAAGAUUGACUUAAAGAUGGUACUACACUUAUGGGGUAGCUAAAAUGUAGGCUACAGAUUUUGGUAUCGUUUUUAUAAAGAAUGAGGAACCGAACACGGUUCUUUAAACGUCGAGCUGUUUUGGCGGUGUGUUUUGUUGGUCUUUACGUCUUUCUAGCAUCGAAGUUUGGUGGCACUCGGGAAACACUGGUAGAUCAAGARCAUCAAAACCAAAAUGAAGAAACAACAUCAACAUCUCGUCGUCUUUUGGCUCACAGGACGCGCAAACUCAACUGCACUCCCCCGGCCAUUCUCGAAUUUCCUGAUGACUUUUUCACCCAGAAACAAAGGCAACACGGGGGAGUUAUCCUGAACUUUCUCGUUUCAUUUUACAUGUUUUGGGCCAUUGCGAUUGUUUGYGAUGAUUAUUUUGUGCCUUCUUUGGAAAUCAUAUGUGAUCGUUUAGGUUUGCAAACUGAUGUUGCUGGAGCAACCUUUAUGGCUUUGGGAAGCUCUGCGCCUGAAUUAUUUGCAUCGGUUAUUGGUGUGUUCAUAACGAAGGGAGAUAUCGGCGUCGGCACUAUCCUUGGGUCAGCUGUAUUUAACGUCUUGUUUGUGAUUGGUGUAUGCGGUAUUGCUGCUGGGACGGUUCUUUACUUAGCAUGGUGGCCGAUUGUUCGUGAUAGUUUCUUUUACUUGCUUAGUUUAGUGGCUCUCAUGUUGGUUCUUAUGGAUAACGUAGUUGUAUGGUCCGAGGCAACUGCUAUGGUGUCUUUCUACUCAGUAUAUCUUCUAAUAAUGUACUUUAAUCCAAAAAUCGAAGCGUACUUGUAUAAAAUCACCAAGACUACUACCCCUGAGUACAAAUCUGAUCUCCAYGAACAAAAGUUAAAAAACGAAAGCAAAUCGGAUGGCUCGUAUGAACCCUUAAACGAGAAACAAGAUGAACAGAAAGUGGACUCGGAUCAUGAAAAUACUGAAGAAAAAAAGGAUCCUCUUUUGGACAGCGGAGAACAUCUCGCUCAUCAUCAUGAAUACGAAAAAAACGUUCCCCACGAGGUUCCUGACCUCACCUUAGGCUCGCCUUUCUCCCCUCCAGAAGGGGCGUGGCCGCGCAUGUGCUGGUUYCUUGGUCUACCUAUAAACAUAGCCUACUAUUUUACAAUUCCUAACGUUACAAGGAAAGAGUGUGAGAAAUGGGCGGUGGUGUCGUUUAUAUCGUGUAUUGGGUGGAUUGGUUUAACGUCGUACAUGUUAGUAUGGAUGGUGACUGUWAUUGGAUACACUUUUCUUAUUCCUGAUUCGGUGAUGGGUUUAUCUCUUGUCGCUUUUGGGAGUAGUGUUCCUGAUUGUUUAUCGAGUUUAUUUGUAGCACGUAAAGGUGAUGGCGAUAUGGCAGUGUCACAUACAGUUGGCAGCAAUGUGUUUGAUAUUCUACUUUGCCUUGGGAUACCAUGGCUUAUUAAGACGACUGUUUGGGAGUACGACUCAUCGGUUGUCAUUAACAGUCACGGGUUGUUUAUAUCUUGUUUCUUUAUUCUCGGUUCCAUCGCCGUGACAUUAAUUAUUAUUUAUCAUUACAAUUGGACACUAAACAAGAAAGUUGGUUGGAUCUACAUGUUCUUUUAUUUUGUGUUUAUGAUUAUUUCUGUUGUCGUUGAGAUGAACGCUUUUGGGAACUUCAAUCCGCCGAUGUGUAUUGUGGACGUUUAGGCAUUUGUACAUAUAAUCAGCUGUCAAUCAUUCCUGGUACGCGUGGUCUGGCCCCUUUAAGUGGUGCAUAAUAUGUAAAUGAGCUGUCAAUCAAUCAUGGCGUCGUAAUCUGACCCUGAAAGGAGCGAAUUAUUUUGAGACCAACGCAAGCUAUCAUCUCGAAGCCUUUGUUUACGGGAGUGAGGGUUAGAGCUCAGUGUGGUGUUAAUCUUGUCUAUAAUAGAAGAUCACUGCUGGAGAAAACUGUGAAACUAUUGUAAUAAUGGUUGGAUGAUCCAAUUUUUAUAAUUGAUUAGUUAUUGCUUAUGGCUUAUCACAUUGCAUAUUUAGCUGUUUUAAAUUGAAAAGGUGCUGAAUAAAGGAUGUUGUUGUUUAA